AUGAUGCGAAGAGCAAGAAGAGCAACUGCACCUCGUGCAAGACGUAAUUUAAAAUCUAGUAUGGCAGGAAAUUUAAAAGCUGCCUUCCAACAAAGAGACAGUACUCAAGUAGUAUUAAAUGCUACUGAGACUGUACAAUUAGCUAUUCCAGCUAAUACUAAUGGUGCAACUACAGUACGUAAUGUAACUAAGUUGCUUUGUGGUACUGAAUUCUUCCAACAUUAUGCUGGAAUGUAUGAUCAAUUUAAAAUUGAUGGUGUUUCAGUAUCAGCUGAAAUUGUAUACAAUACAUUUGGUCAAGCUGCAAUGACUUUCCCUAAUGUUAUUACUGCAUGGGAUAGAAAUGGUAUUGAUAAAGCUACUGCUAAUGUAGUAACCAAUCCAGAAGGAGGACAGAAUAUAACUAAUGUACCAAUUGUACCUGGACCAUAUCAAGUGAGUUCAUAUUCUAGUGCAGUAAGUAGAGCAUAUUAUCCAGGUGCAAGAUGGGGUAUUACAAGAAGACUUAUUGCUUCAUCACUUCAAGAGAAGAGUAUUUAUCUUCCAACAGUUAAGACUGCUGAAGUAUUGACUGAAUCUACUUUAUAUGCUGCAUGGAAUCCUGAUUUCCUUCUUUCUGUUCUUUUAGGUAAUCAAACAGCUACAUGCCAAACACUUGUAUUUAAUUUAACAUGGUCAUGGGUUGUUUCACUUAGAGGAUUAAGAAAGAGUACACUUGAUGUUAUUCCAAUUCCUAAUGCUAAUUCACUUGGUUAUGCAGGUACUAAUGCAGGUACUGUUGCAAGUGGAACAAAUAAUACUAUGAUUCCUGCUUCAAUGACUGUUGAUAAUAAUGCUGGAGUGGUUACAGUUAGUAAUCCAGUUUAUACUACACAAGUACAAAAUACAGGAGGAGUUACUUCUGUUUCUAAUAAUUCAUGGACUGUUGAUGCACUUAAGAUGUAUUUGAAUGAGGUUAUGUAUAAUAUAGGUGUUGGUAAAGUUGAUGCUAUUUUAUUUGAUGUUAAUAAUGUACAUGUUCUUCCUCAAAGUACUGCUUCUACUGCUAUUAAUAUUCCAGC
This is a messenger RNA of Entamoeba dispar SAW760, 1061 nucleotides long. RefSeq lists its product as uncharacterized. The annotation marks the transcript as partial. The record is from RefSeq and is a predicted model, not a curated record. The transcript has a single exon. NCBI's taxonomy places the organism in Eukaryota, Evosea, Mastigamoebida, Endamoebidae.